Molecule: messenger RNA, 3891 nt
Organism: Monopterus albus (swamp eel)
Lineage: Eukaryota; Metazoa; Chordata; Actinopteri; Synbranchiformes; Synbranchidae
Gene: klhl22
Product: kelch-like family member 22
Exons: 7
Coding region: 549-2474 (641 amino acids)
Biological process (GO): proteasome-mediated ubiquitin-dependent protein catabolic process; protein monoubiquitination; positive regulation of TORC1 signaling
Cellular component (GO): mitotic spindle; Cul3-RING ubiquitin ligase complex; polar microtubule
Molecular function (GO): protein binding
Source: RefSeq, a predicted model, not a curated record
GCCAGUAGUGGCAUGAGCUCACCGCCUCAUAUCAGAAUGUAAACAGACCUGUUUUGAUCUGUCAGAAAGUCAGGAAAAGGGACUGGGUGUCAUCAUAUGCUUAAUAAGAAACGGUUGGUCUUUUUACGGACACUAAGAUGUUUUAAUGCUGUCUUUUCUCCGCUUUUUAAGUGUCCAGCUUGCUGUUAUAGUGCGUUAUGUGAGCUUUUAGGCUAACCAUCUGUUAGCUUGCUAGCUCACGUUCUUCGGUGCUUGAAGUUGACAUUAGCUCACGGCUUAGCAGCGUGGUAGCUAGGAGUUAGUGCGUAUAUGUCACUAUCUAGUUUCACGUCUUUCCAAUAACUCUGUAGAUGAAGUUACAGCAUUAACCGUGUACACAGUGCAACUAGUUACAAAUCUGUGGUGUUACAGUGACUAUGUAGUAACAUUUAAAGCAACCAUAGCCACACUUCUUUAGCCUCUAGCUGCCCACCCUUUUCUGUAUUUAUCUUCAUACCGACAGCAGAUUAAGUGAGGGGAAAACUCAAAAUGAUGUUAGCAUUAGACAGAUGAACGUAAUGAAGCCAGAACAUCAGUAUCUUGCAAUGGCUGAGGAUAUAAAGCUGAAUCCAGUGGGUGGACACGCUGGCUCGUCAGGACGCCCGAGCCGACAAACCUACAGAAGUUCAUCCCACUUCCGCAGCCUGCUGGACGGCCUGCUGGCUCUCAGGCAGGAUGGCGUCUUGUUUGAUGUGGUGCUGCUGGUGGAGGGUCGACCCAUCCAAGCCCACCGUAUACUUCUGGCAGCCUCUUGCGAUUAUUUUAGGGGAAUGUUUGCUGGAGGCCUGCGGGAGACUCAGCAAAAGGAAAUUCCAAUUCAUGGAGUAUCCUAUAUGGCCAUGAAAAAAAUACUCGACUAUAUCUACACGUCAGAGAUUGAAUUAGACUUGGAGUGCGUUCAGGAAGUCCUGAUAGCUGCCACACUGGUGCAGAUAGAGAAUGUCAUUGGCUUCUGCUGUGAUUACCUCUUUUCUUGGCUGGAUGAGGGCAACAUUUUGGAGGUACUUCAUUUAGCUGAUGUCUAUGGACUGCAGCAACUUAAUGCCAGGGUCCACUCCUAUAUCCUCAGGAACAUUCAGACAUUGUAUCGAACUGACGCGUAUCGCCAGCUACCCCAACAUGAAGUCUUUCGAGCGCUGAGCAGUGAUGAGCUUCACGUAAACACUGAGAAUGAGGUGUACGAUGCAGCACUUCAUUACCACUACAGUGCUGAGCAGUUGGAAACUGACCAGGUGUACUUGCAGGUCAGUGCCAAGGACAAUCUCAAGAUGCUUGAUGCUGUGCGUUUCUGCCUGAUUGACAAAAAAGUGUUGCAGAGGCUGCAUAGCAGACUGAACCAGUGUCCACUGAAGGAUUCUGUUUCGGCUGCCCUGCGCUACCACGAGCAGGAGGUGUGGCAGCCCGUCCUGCAGAAUCCUCUCACCCAGCCACGCUCCACCUUUCACUGUAUCUUGGGCUUUGGGGGAAUGUUCAGCUCCAGCUCCCUCACAAACAGCGAACACUUGGUUCAGGUGUUCCACCCGAGCUGGGGGGAGUGGAGGACUCUCACUGCAACUCACACCACCCGAAUGUCCAACCAAGGCAUCGCUGUGCUCAACAACUUUGUCUAUCUUAUUGGGGGAGACAAGAACACCAGUGGAUUUCGAGCAGAAACCCGUUGUUGGAGAUAUGAUCCUCGUCACAACAGCUGGUGCGCCAUCCAGCCUCUGCAGCAGCAGCAUGCUGACCAUUGUGUAUGUGUGGUGGGCGGACAUAUUUAUGCCAUCGGAGGGCGAGACUACAGCAGUGAACUGGACUCAGUGGAGCGCUAUGACCCACACACCAAUAUGUGGGAAUUUGUGUCACCCCUAAAGAGAGAAGUUUACGCCCACGCUGGAGCAGUGCUGGAUGGGAAAAUUUAUAUAACAUGUGGGCGCCGAGGAAUGACGUACCUCAGAGAAACCUACUGUUUUGACCCCACAGCCAAUCACUGGACAGCAUGUGCAGAAGGACCAGUGGAGCGGGCGUGGCACGGCAUGGCUGCUGUCAACGGAUGCAUCUAUGUUAUUGGAGGAAGCAAUGAUGAGCGUGGAUAUCGACGUGAUGUCCUGAAGGUGGCAUGCUUUGACCCCACUGCCAACUCUUGGUCUUUAAUGACCCCCAUCCCUGCUGGCCAUGGAGAACCGGGCGUAGCUGUGCUGAACAGUCACAUCUACAUCCUGGGAGGGCGCUCUCAUGAUAAAGGCAACAGGAUGAAAUAUGUUCACAUGUACAACGCGGAUACAGAUGAGUGGGAGAACGAGACAGAGUUUAAGGAGCGAGUCUCUGGCCUGGCCGCCUGUGUGGUGCUCAUGCCCCCUGCUGUGCUCGCCCAGGCCAGGAGCUGGGAACAGCGCACCAAGGCCUCAUGGGAAGAUGUGGAAAUGGACAACUCAGAGGAUUCUAGUGAGGACUGAAGCACCUGUGUUGAACUGAAUUUGUGGGCACUAGAGACUGAGACUGUGAUGUACCUUUUAUUCAGCUUUUCUGUGGCAGUGGUUACAGCAGCAUCAUGUCCUGUUUGCAUGUUGACCACUUUGAGUGCCUCCAAAUAAACUGUGUGACACUGUUAAAGAGUCUGACCAUAAAUCUCUGCCAGCUCAAGUGUUAAUGCUUUCAUUUGUUGCUGAUCCUUAACCUAGGGGGAACCUUUCUAUCUUUAUGUGAAUUAAAGCAGUGGUAACUACAGGCCAUGCAACAACAUGGUAAUAUGGAGUACUGUUUUCUCUGUAGAUGUAUUCUUCUAGUAUUGAGUUUCUCCAGAGAAAGGCUGUCCUCUCACCUCUCUGAUAAUUAAUGGCCAUUUAUAACUGAGUUUUAAUGCCCACCCUAGCAUUAGAAUUAUAGCCAGUAACUACUAUACAGUGGGAUUAUCAUCACAGCCAAACUACUGAAUUAUCAUUACUUUUAACAUUGUGCCUUGUAUUUUUGUGGCUACAUCCUGAACCUGUGUCAUAAAGUGUUUAUUUUUUACUGUAUGUUAACAUGGAGCUGGGGGCCUUGGUUGUUGUGCCUCUGAUAUCACAGUUUGUUUUAAAAGACAUUGUUGAAUUGAUUUGUGUUUGUACCUAAUUGAUGAGAUGACGGUGCUACAGGUUGUAGGCCGUAACUCGCAGUAUGUUGCCACGUCUGAGCAUCAAAUCUUGAUAGGUGUGUAAUAGAAACCAAACCAUUAUGGCUUUUUGUAUCCUUUCAUUAAUCUCUCAUACUGAAUCCCAAAGAGUACGAUGAAGAGUUCUGAGAUGUCUUUAUUUCUGGAAUCAAACUCUUUGUUUCCUCAGUAUGAUAUCAGCAGGUUUUAUGUUAAAUGCCCCCGUCACUAUGCAUCCUUUAUUCCUGUUAAUGAAAAGCUCAAGGAAAAAGUGUAUUUUAAAACAAACUUUUCUUGAUCAUAUGAGAAUGAGUGUAGGUCUUAAGAAAGAUGCUGCAUGGGUGUCCUAUUGCUAAGUUUUGAAAUGUCAUAAAAUUAGUAAUAUAUUAUUUUUGUCAUGCAUGCAUGUUAGCUGGCCACCAGUGAGGUCAUGUGCUCUGACAUAUUGGGGAGAAAUGGUGAGGUUUAGCUGACCGGAGGGAGGGUGGGUUCUUUGAAGGCUGGUCUUAGUGUUUUAAAUUUUAGGUGAAUAAAAUAAAGAGUUUAAUAUUUGUCAUCAGAGUUUUACAACACUGUUUUCCUGAAACCUUUCUCAGAAGGAACUGUGUUAUCUAGUACUAAUACUAUGGAAAACAGGCCUCUCAGAGUUUGCUUUGUUGUGCUAUAAGCAGUUGUUAAUAUCCAAAGGAAUUCCCUCAGAUGAACUGUAUUUAAAUAAAACAUGCAGAAAAUAUAACUGAACA